AUGCCGUUCGCAACGUUCCUCCUGGGAGACACUUCAAUCCCAGUUUAUGAGCGUCAACAAGCGUUGGACAGAAUAUACUCCGACCCUGGAGUUCCAAAUGACUCGACCACCUCAUCCUUCUGGUUGAAGGACCCUCAUCCGAGGUUCGCCGACCAAAUAUCACAGCCGCUGCCACAAACUGCAGACGUCGUGAUCAUCGGGUCUGGAAUUACUGGUGCAUCGAUUGCCCGGACUCUCCUCCAGAACCGCGCCAAGUCCAAUCCUCCAAACCCCUCCCACCCUGCCGUAGCGGUCCUCGAAGCGCGAGACAUCUGCAGCGGCGCCACCGGUCGAAAUGGUGGCCAUAUCCUCGAGACUGCCGACGAGUAUGCCGAACUGGUCGAUCUGCAUGGCGAAGAAGCCGCGCGCAAAAUCAUCGGCUUUCGGCUGUCGCAUCUGGCGGAGAUGUUGAGCGUGGCGGAAGAAAUGGGCUUGACUGAAGAGACCCAGGCCCGGAAAGUGCAGUUUUUGAGCGCUUACUUCGGAGAGCAGCCUUGGAAGGAUGCGCUGGAGAGGUUCCAGCGGUUCAAGGAAGGAAUGCCAGAAGAAGCAGCCGAAUGGACAGCUUAUGAAGGAGACGCGAUUCCCGAGGAAUUCAAACUGUCGCGCGCGGAUGGCGUCGUUGCUGGUCCGGCUGGCGCUGUGUGGCCCUACAAGUUCGUCACCGGGAUUUUUGCCAGCCUUCUCUCUGAAUAUCCAGAUGAUUUCCGCAUCAACGACCACACCAGUGUCGAGUCCAUUGCGGUCGACGACGCCUCUGAAUACAAAUUCAAGGUCAACACCGAAUAUGGAAGUAUCUCUGCCCGGCAUGUCAUCCACUGUACCAACGCGCACGUCAGCCAUUUAGUCCCAGGUCUACGGGGCCGAAUCUUCCCCGUGCGCGGCCAGAUGUCAGCGCAGACACCUGGCGAGCUGUUUCCACGUCAGGCAGAGAAACAUUCCUGGCUGUUCAAUUACGACCGGGGCUAUGACUACUUGACCCAGCUUCCAGGCGGCCAGAUGAUGUUCGGCGGAGGCGUGUAUAUCGACAUCCAUCUCUCGGGAGCCCUGAGUGCGGUGUUUGGUCGGGAGUCGUGGGGUUGUGUGCCGGGGAGAGCGAUUCAGUCGAUGUGGACCGGUAGCAUGGCGUUCAGUACAGACAGCUUUCCAUGGGUGGGGCGACUACCUGGAUCUGUCACGCAGCGGCCUCUGCCAGAUCCGACUGAAUCGGGAUCUGAGUGGGUGUGUGCUGCAUUUGGCGGUGAUGGGAUGGUCCAGGCCUGGCUUUCGGGCAAGGCAGUUGCAACAAUGUUGCUUUUGGAAGAUGGGCAACUUGCUGAUGGGUCCAGCGCUGAUAUCUCUUGGCUGCCGGAUCAGAUGCUUGUGUCGGAAGAUCGGGUGGCGAGGGCUGAGAUUCCGAGACAUGUCACCGAUACGCGACGACAGUCGAACCUUUAG
Penicillium chermesinum is the source of this 1476-nucleotide messenger RNA. Its product is annotated as NAD(P)/FAD-dependent oxidoreductase. Gene Ontology annotation, molecular function: oxidoreductase activity. The record is from RefSeq and is a predicted model, not a curated record. NCBI's taxonomy places the organism in Eukaryota, Fungi, Ascomycota, Eurotiomycetes, Eurotiales, Aspergillaceae. The transcript is spliced from 3 exons. Gene Ontology annotation, cellular component: cytoplasm. The coding region runs from base 1 to 1476 and encodes 491 amino acids.